Messenger RNA from Cavia porcellus (domestic guinea pig), 5685 nucleotides. RefSeq names its product potassium voltage-gated channel subfamily A member 6 (gene Kcna6). Gene Ontology annotation, biological process: protein homooligomerization; potassium ion transmembrane transport. Lineage: Eukaryota; Metazoa; Chordata; Mammalia; Rodentia; Caviidae. The transcript is spliced from 3 exons. Gene Ontology annotation, cellular component: membrane; voltage-gated potassium channel complex. The record is from RefSeq and is a predicted model, not a curated record. Gene Ontology annotation, molecular function: delayed rectifier potassium channel activity; protein binding. The coding region runs from base 593 to 2182 and encodes 529 amino acids.
GUCACCAGGGGAGGGUGUGUCGGGAAGGACCGGUUGAGCCGAGCAGAGCGGCGCCUGCAAGAGGCUGGAGCGGCGGGAAGGUGGGUCCCGCGCUCCGGCGCCGGGGCAGCCUUAGGCCCUCUCUGCGCCUAGGAGCCGCUGCCGGGGGGAGGUGGCAGUGGUGGUAGCUGGAGCUUCGACCUUGACCGGACCGAGCCCUGUGGUGGACGCAGGGUGGAGGCCGAGCAGGCCGGCUGCAGGCGCAUCUGGCGCUGGGCACCUAGGUCGGCCGGGGUCUAUAGUCCGGAGCUGCAGGAGCAGCGCGGCGGGAGCUGGGCGAGCCGGCUGGUGCCAGGCGGACCGCGCCGGGAGCCGGGCCUCGGGAACGGGGAGGGGCGCGGCCACGCGCUUCCCGGCGGCAGUUUCUGCGCUCCAGCCUGCGGCUCGGGCGUCCCGGGGACUCCGGCACGGCGGCGGGGCUCCCGACGGCUCAGGGCCACCUCCUCUGCCCGCGGGUCACCGCCCACCCCAGCCCCACCCUCGCGGCGCCAGCCUCCCGGUGCAGCCGUGGGCGCCGUCCUAGGGGCAGAGCGCGCCCCAGGAGCGCGGGGACAUGCGGUCCGAGAAGUCCCUCGCGCUGGCGGCGCCGGGGGAUGCCCGGGGUCCGGACGGGGAGCCGCAGGACGCCGCAGACUUCCCUGAGGCUGGCGGCGCCGGGGGCUGCUGCAGCAGCGAGCGGCUGGUCAUCAACAUCUCCGGGCUGCGCUUCGAGACGCAGCUGCGCACUCUGUCGCUGUUCCCCGACACGCUCCUGGGGGACCCGGGUCGCCGCGUCCGCUUCUUUGACCCGCUCCGAAACGAGUACUUCUUCGACCGCCACCGGCCCAGCUUCGACGCCAUCCUCUACUACUACCAGUCCGGGGGCCGCCUGCGCAGGCCGGUCAACGUGCCCCUGGACAUCUUCCAGGAGGAGAUCCGCUUCUACCAGCUCGGCGACGAGGCUCUAGCGGCCUUCCGGGAGGACGAGGGCUGCCUGCCGGAAGGUGGAGAGGAUGAGAAGCCGCUGCCCUCCCAACCCUUUCAGCGCCAGGUGUGGCUGCUCUUUGAGUAUCCCGAGAGCUCGGGCCCCGCCAGGGGCAUCGCUAUCGUCUCCGUGCUGGUCAUCCUUAUCUCCAUUGUCAUCUUCUGCCUGGAGACGCUGCCACAGUUCCGGGCAGAGGGUCGCGGGGGAAGCAGUGAUGGUGUAAGUCGAGUGGCCCCAGCUUCCAGAGGCAGUCAGGAGGAGGAGGAGGACGAGGAUGAUCCCUAUACCUUUCAUCGUGGCAUUGCCCCAGGAGGCCUGGGGACAGGGGGUUCACCCUCACUCAGUACUCUUGGGGGCUCCUUCUUUACAGACCCCUUCUUCCUGGUGGAGACUCUGUGCAUUGUGUGGUUCACGUUUGAGCUCCUUGUGCGCUUCUCUGCCUGCCCUAGCAAGCCGGCCUUCUUCCGAAACAUCAUGAACAUCAUUGACUUGGUGGCCAUCUUCCCCUACUUCAUCACCCUGGGCACGGAGCUGGUGCAGCAACAGGAGCAGCAGUCAAUGAGUGGAGGGGGUGGCCAGAACGGGCAGCAGGCCAUGUCCCUGGCCAUCCUCAGGGUGAUCCGCCUGGUCCGGGUGUUCCGCAUCUUCAAGCUCUCCCGCCACUCCAAGGGGCUGCAGAUCCUGGGCAAGACCUUGCAGGCCUCUAUGAGGGAGCUGGGGCUGCUCAUCUUCUUCCUCUUCAUCGGAGUCAUCCUCUUCUCCAGCGCCGUGUACUUUGCAGAGGCUGAUGAUGGCGAUUCACUCUUCCCCAGCAUCCCAGAUGCCUUCUGGUGGGCAGUGGUCACUAUGACCACUGUGGGCUACGGGGACAUGUACCCCAUGACUGUGGGGGGCAAGAUUGUGGGUUCUCUGUGUGCCAUUGCUGGGGUCCUCACCAUUGCUCUGCCCGUCCCAGUCAUCGUCUCCAACUUCAACUACUUCUACCACCGAGAGACGGAGCAGGAGGAGCAAGGACAGUAUACCCAUGUCACUUGCGGGCAGCCCACGCCCGACCUGAAGGCGACUGACAAUGGACUUGGGAAACCAGACUUCUCUGAGGCUGCCCGGGAACGGAGACCCAGCUACCUGCCCACUCCACAUCGGGCGUAUGCAGAGAAAAGGAUGCUCACUGAGGUUUGACCUACGUCCUGCAGGAGACCCAGGUCUUGCGGGAGAAGGGACGUGCUGAGCAGACCAUCUCUGAGGCUUAAUUCUCAUCUCCACAACUCUCCCCCUUGACUCCUGCCCCUAGAUCCUAUACAAGGCAUCCAGGCAAGGCAAACACUUGGACUAACAGCCUUGUUGCUUGAUCCCUGCAGCAUUCAAGGUUCAUCCACCUGAGUGACAUUUUUGAAAUUCCAAUGGUGCCAUCCAGUCAUGUCCAUCUUCUGUCACAUGGAUGAGAUGUACAUUUAAAUCUGACCUUCCCUGAAGACUCUGAUUUCUCAUUUCUGGGACUCCUAGUAUCUCUAGGAAGAGCCAUGUCAAUAGAACAGAAGCCAGCCAUACUCAGGUCCUGUCUGUCUCCAUAGUGUUUGUUUUGAGGCAUGCACUUGUCUUACCUUCUUCUGGUCACCCAGUACGUGGUACCUCACAGGAGCUGGAGGACGGAAACAGUAUUCAACUUGCUGUUUUAUUCCUGUACUCUGUAACAUCUGCCGACCAUCCUGCAGAAGACACUUGCUAGAGCAUUUAGCUGCACAGCUUUAACGUGUAUUAGUUUUGGUGGAACUACAGAAAAAUACAGUUAAAUAAGACCAUUUGAAUUUUCCCAGGUGUGAGCCUGCAUCAGCAGACACCGGUGCUUGGCUGAGACUUAGUCCUCCUCAUACUCAUCCUUGAUUGUCUCUUGAGCUUCCAGGAAGGCUCUUUCUCAGAGCCAAAUACUCUUUUGUGCAAGUGCCUUCCUGUGCAGAGGGAUUGGAAGAGAAAACCACAGAGCCAGGAGAAAUGGCUGCAUACGGACUUGACCACAAACCUGAACUGUCAUCUUGGAGUGGAAGCGGGAUCUGACUGUAGGCAAUAGUUUUUCCAUGAUCAUUUUCCCCAACCCUCUCGAAACCCUCUACCCUUUUUCCAGGGACUCUGACUUAAGGUUGCAGUGGAAGUCUUUCUAAAGCAACCUCACCUUCAAUCUGCAGAGUCGAAAGCACAUGUUGGCUGCCAGCCUAGGCUUCUUCCCGUUUCAUGGGCAAUAAGGUAUGGUUUAGGGUCAGAAACACACAGCACUCCUCUGCUGACAGCCCCACUGCUCUUGCUGAUGAGGCAGACAUUCUCCUUGCCUGCCCCGGAGCUGCGCGUGGUCUGCUCUGCCUGCUAAGGUAAUGUGGGGCACCCUCCUUCCAUCCGUCCCAAACCUCUAUUCUCCCUCCUGGUAACAUCACUGUUCCUUUUUUUUUUUUUUUUUUGCCUUUCAUGAACUGCGCUGUACCACUCUGAUCUCUCCUGGGUGCAGUUCUGAAACCAAAGGGACUGUUAACACAUUUAGAAUUUUCUAUCUAUGCUGUAAGACUCUGAUGAGAACGUGGUUUUUUUUUUUUUAGAAAAUUAUUUUUUCGAAGAGUGACAGCUCUUCCAGGGACAGCUUUUUGAAGGUCCACUUGAGGGGCUUCUGUGAGUGCCAGAUCCAAAUCUGGAUUUUGCUGCAGCGUAACUGUGGUGAGAUAGUCCCUCUUUGUGCCUCAGUUUCCCUGUCUAUUAAAUGGGAACAUCAAUGUCUUUCCCUCCCUACCUCAUGGGGAAUGUCAAUGAACUUAUCCAGGAAUCCGGGGAAGACACUAUGCAAUUAUAGUAAUGAAUUUGAUUUUUAGUUAUCACUUGGUCUCCCUAUCUUCCAGGGGCAAGGUUUCCCUCUAAAGGUUCUGCCUUGGAUUAAGAGCCCAAGAAAUACACCAUUAGUUCCUAAAUCUCUCCUUGUUCUCUUGGCCUGGGCUUCCAUAUUUUUUCUUCAAAAUGGAGAAUGCUCUUUAUAUAGAUGUGGUGGGAUCCUUCUAGGGAUGGAGGUCAUCUUGCUUGGGAGCUUGCCUUUCCAAUCCUGAAAUAUAGUAGGACACAAAGGUGUUUGUGAAUCAGAGGCCAGAAAGUGCUCUUUUUCCAAAUUGCUUCAGUGACUCCUGGCUCUUUAGUGGAGAAGGGCCCACUCCAGGGGCCAGUGGGAUGCUCCCAGCUGAGGGUAAAUGUUGGAACCUGGGUCUGUGUAUCUCUACAUGUGUGUGUGAUCAUCCUCAUCACCAUCCCUAAGCAAACAUUGCCUUUUCAAGUCAGAGCAUGCCUGAGAGUAGAAGGAUUGUGGAAAGCCAGGCUCUCCAGGGACUUUGGUUGCCGUAGCAACCUUCCAGACUGUUCUCUCUAUCUUCUGAUUCGAGUAUCAAGGGAGAACACAUCACAUCUUUCCAGCUUCUCAAAUGAGAGCACUCCCCAUCUAUUGGUUUAGGGGCAGAUACAGCCAAGACAGGGGCACAAGAGCUUGGAAACUGUGGAGAAAGCUCACCCCCAACACUUCUCUGGACCUUUCUUCUUGGUUUUCUCAUGAAGACCUCGAGCUGCCUCAUCUUACUCCUGAGUAUAAUAUGCUAAGCAACUGCCCAGUUGAAUCAUUGUCAAUAUUAUGAUUUUAAAAUGACAAGGGAGUCUUUGAACAAGACAACUUAUUAUUCCUCAUUCAGCAGCCACACUGGGUUUUGCUGAGAAUAAUACUAGUCUUAGGUAUCUUGGAGUUCUCAGCUCCUCAGACAGAGGCUCUUCUAAGCUCUCAGAGAGACGGAGGAAAAUGAAACUCCUUCCUCCCGGGGAACAGUCUGGCUCCUGAAAAAACUCUCAUAGGUGGUCCUUCUUGAAUCUCAGAAGGAAAACAGAACUGGUGGCUCCACUUGGUUUCUAUGUAGGAUUUUGUUCUCCCUCUGGCCUGGGGCAUCUCCAUGUGGAUGUGAAUAUCAGGAGACUGUGCACUGUUUGUUGCUGUGACAGCGGGCACUGGCAGUCACGGCUGCCAGGAAACGUGGAGUCCAUGCUAUCUUCACACCCGACUCGAGCCAGCGGGGCUUCCAGAGGACUUCCUGGGACUGCCAACCUCGACCAGUGAUGAAAGCUGCUCCUCCUGCCUGGGUAUCCCCAAGGAGCAAGGAGGGACAGCUGGCUGCUUCUGCACCUGAGAUGCUGCAGCAAUUCUAGGCCACAGGUCCUCACACAGCAUGACUGGAGGCUGAGUCUUUGGAAGAAGGAGCGGAACCUCCCUAGCCAUCUCCACCAGCCUUUCCUUAGACUAUGAUUAGGAUAACCCUAACCAGGAUUGGCAGAGAGGGGACAGUGGUGUCUCAGUGACCCAAGCGGGGAGACCUGUACAGGCGUGUCCCACAGGAGUAGGACAGAGAAGGCUGGAGCCUUUCCUGUCACUGGAAGAUGGGCCUCUCCUUGCGUGACUACACCUGACGCCUCCCUCAAGAAGCAAUCGGGAUGGAAAGGACAGAGCCCGGAGCCCCUGGAACUCAAGAUGGGCAGGAUGCUGGCGAGAAGCUGCAGGAGGGCAGCAGCAGCUGCUGGUGUGGCAUGGGAGGAUGGCGUUUCUAAAGCGUGCGGCUGUGCUGCAGGGCCUCCUGGCCGUGGGCUGGCUGUGGAGUAACAAAUAAAUAAAUGGCAGAGUCUCA